AACCACCUGAACGUGACUAAGCAAGAAGAUGGCCAAGAUUAACACCCAAUUCUCCCACCCUGCGGUAAGGACCAUGGACAGAGAUCUCAACCAUGUUGAAAAUGGCCUCAGCAGGGUCCACUUGCCGAGCGAGGAGACUUCGUCAGAACUGCAGCAGGAGAUCGCCAUGGAGACCAGAGGACUGGCAGAGUCUAGGCGAAGCUCCUACACCAGCCAGGGGCCCGCCAGGAUGUCUCGCCUGAUCAUCUCACUGCGAGCAUGGGCCACCAGGCACGUACACCAUGAGGCCCAGAGAACGGACUCAUUCCUGGAGCGUUUCCGCGGAGCUGAGCUAAAGGAGGUGUCCAGCCAAGAAAGCAAUGCCCAGUCAAAUACGGGCAGCCAGGAGCCACCAGACAGAGGGAGAGGUGGCUGGCCCCUGGCCAGAAACAACACCAACACCUGCAACAACUCAGAGGAUGACAAGGCGAAAAAGGAGGAGAAGGAGAAAAAGGAAGAGAAAGAGAAAAACUCCACAAAACAAGAGGAAAACAAGAAGGACAGCAUAGUGGUGGAUCCCUCCAGCAACAUGUACUACAACUGGUUGACUAUCAUUGCCCUGCCUGUCUUCUACAACUGGUGUCUGCUGGUGUGCAGGGCCUGUUUCGAUGAGCUGCAGUCAGAGCACGUGAUGCUGUGGCUGGUCCUGGACUACUUGUCCGACGUCCUCUACGGCUUGGAUAUGCUGGUGCGAGCCCGGACAGGCUUCCUUGAACAAGGCUUGAUGGUCAAGGAUGCCCCGAGACUGUGGAAGCAUUACACAAAGACUGUGCACUUCAAACUGGACAUAUUAUCCCUGGUCCCCACAGACCUGGCUUAUUUUAAGUUGGGCAUAAACUACCCAGAACUGAGGUUCAACCGCCUCCUGAAGUUUGCCCGGCUCUUUGAGUUCUUCGACCGCACAGAGACGAGGACCAACUACCCCAAUUUGUUCAGGAUUGGGAACUUGGUCUUGUACAUCCUCGUCAUCAUCCAUUGGAAUGCCUGCAUCUACUUUGCCAUUUCCAAGUUCAUUGGUUUUGGGACAGAUUCCUGGGUCUAUCCAAACGUCUCAAACCCAGAGUAUGGACGCCUCUCCAGGAAGUACAUCUAUAGUCUCUAUUGGUCCACCUUGACCCUGACCACCAUUGGGGAGACCCCACCCCCUGUGAAAGACGAGGAGUAUCUGUUUGUUGUCAUAGACUUCCUGGUGGGCGUCUUGAUUUUUGCCACCAUUGUUGGCAAUGUGGGCUCCAUGAUCUCGAACAUGAAUGCUUCGCGGGCUGAAUUCCAGGCCAAGAUUGACUCUAUCAAGCAGUAUAUGCAAUUCCGCAAGGUGACCAAGGACUUGGAGACUCGGGUGAUCCGGUGGUUUGACUACCUGUGGGCCAACAAGAAGACGGUGGAUGAGAAGGAGGUGCUCAAGAGUCUCCCAGACAAACUGAAGGCCGAGAUUGCCAUCAACGUGCACCUGGACACUCUGAAGAAGGUCCGCAUCUUCCAAGACUGUGAGGCAGGGCUGCUGGUAGAACUUGUGCUCAAGCUGCGGCCUGCAGUGUUCAGCCCAGGGGAUUACAUCUGUAAGAAGGGGGACAUUGGGAGGGAGAUGUACAUCAUCAAGGAGGGCAAGCUGGCUGUGGUGGCUGAUGACGGGAUCACCCAGUUCGUGGUCCUCAGUGAUGGGAGUUACUUUGGGGAGAUCAGCAUCCUGAACAUCAAGGGGAGCAAGUCAGGGAACCGCAGGACAGCCAAUAUCAGGAGCAUUGGCUACUCGGACCUGUUCUGCCUUUCCAAGGAUGAUCUGAUGGAGGCUCUCACCGAAUACCCAGAGGCCAAGAAGGCCCUGGAGGAGAAGGGACGGCAGAUCCUGAUGAAGGACAACCUGAUUGAUGAGGACGUGGCCAGGGCUGGGGCAGACCCCAAGGAUAUUGAGGAGAAGGUGGAGCACCUGGAGUCCUCCCUAGAUACCCUGCAGACCAGGUUUGCACGGCUCCUGGCCGAGUACAACGCCACCCAGAUGAAAGUGAAACAACGUCUCACUCACCUGGAAAGCCAGGUGAAGAUCGGCACGAGUGACCCUCUGGCUGAUGGGGCCACUCCUGGGGAGGCUGAGAAAACAGAGACCAAACAACAGUGAAAGGCAGAGGUCCAUGUCCUGCUUCCCAGAGUCCGCCACUGGCGUGAUGCCCUGUGGCUGCGUCUGAAUGGCCCAGGACUCAGCAAGGCUGCAUUUCUGUUCUCCCUCCCCUUUGCGAGCCAUGUGGGACUGCAGGAGAGCCUCAGUUUCCUCAUUUAGGAAGGAGGGGAGCUCAUCAUGUUGGCCUCAGUUAUGCAGCAGGUUAUUGUUGUAUCCGCAUUGAACACUGCAUGGGGCAGGGCUUCGUACGGUGUGAGAAGUCCCCAACCCACGCAUACAAAAGUGUGGGCACAGAACACUUAUUUUUUUAAUCCAUGGGGAAUUUUUAGACUUUUGAACUUUAUUUUCCUGUAAAUGAUUAUUUAGUCAUCCACCCCUGGCACACCCCAUGCCACCACCUUCCGAUAAGGGAGAUGUAACAGAAGCUAGGAGCGCAACGUGGGAUCUCAGAUUCAACCUUACACAAGACAGUUUGAGGCACGUUUCUGAAUCUGGUUUCUCCUUGUGUGCUCUUUGGGAUUCUAGAAAUCCUGGCCUUUCGUUGUCCUGUGAUAAGCACAAGGGAUGAAGCCAAGUUGGCCCAUUUGGGGUCACUUCAAGCCUUGGAAGCAAAUGCAAACUCCCUGACAUUCAGCCCCCGAGAACAUCUCGAUGAGGGAAAGAAACAUCUUCUAACUCACCAAAGGGGUUUGAAGACAGCCUCUCCCGUCGUUCCUGAGUCAGGAACAGGGGCAGCCUGUUCUGGCUUGAAGGGGAGAGUUAUGUUUGGGGGAGAGACUUUCAGGUUGGAAGUGGGGAUAGAGUCCUGACUCAAGCAAAGCUGACAACUAGAACUUUUAGAAGAUCAGACAUUUAGGCUGCAUCUUUGCAAACUGCCCCUCCACUCAAGGAGGAAACCUCGCCCUCCCUUGGAAUUAUAUCCAGUGGCAAAGCUCUCCUCUAGGCGGAAGUGGGCCCCGUACAGGACCUAGCUUUUUUCUUUUUUUAAUCCAGUAAAUAGAAUUCCAUUACCAUUGGAUACGGUAUUACUAUAUUUGGAUUCUAUGAUUGUGAAUUAUAACCUUAGUGGUCCCUCCUUCACUUAAAUACACAUUGCAAGUUACCCAAAGGGGAGUUACUCUUCUCAUGCAGAGAAGCCCUAUGCGCAGGUUCCCUUCCCUUUUUUCUUUCUCCUUCCUUCCUCCCUCCCUUCUUUCUCUUCUCUUCUGACUUCUCCUCUUCCUCUUUCUUUUCAGAAAAAAAAUGCCCCAUUUUGCUUCAGGGACUUUGAAAUCUCUGUGGUCUGAAGUUAUAACCCAUACACUCCACAACGGGGCUCUAAGGUAGUUCAUACCAAAGGUGCUGCAUUUUCAAGUAUGUAUUUUGGAUUCAAAUGGGUCUCUUCUGGUUUUUAUUAUGGAUCAUGUAAACCAUUUUAACUUUCUAAAAUGAAUUUAAAAGGACUAUUAAAGGAACAAAAGAUUCAAGCUCAUAUCAUCAGCAAACUGUAACUAGCAAUGUAUACUCAAAAUGCAUGUAUUUUAAAAGCCUUAACUAUUAAUUAUGCCUAUGUUUAUAUUUGCACAGGAAAAAUAGAGA
Molecule: messenger RNA, 3733 nt
Organism: Mustela erminea (ermine)
Lineage: Eukaryota; Metazoa; Chordata; Mammalia; Carnivora; Mustelidae
Gene: CNGA3
Product: cyclic nucleotide gated channel subunit alpha 3
Exons: 8
Coding region: 29-2155 (708 amino acids)
Biological process (GO): monoatomic cation transmembrane transport
Cellular component (GO): plasma membrane; intracellular cyclic nucleotide activated cation channel complex
Molecular function (GO): cGMP binding; intracellularly cGMP-activated cation channel activity; intracellularly cAMP-activated cation channel activity
Source: RefSeq, a predicted model, not a curated record